Molecule: messenger RNA, 5208 nt
Organism: Acanthochromis polyacanthus (spiny chromis)
Lineage: Eukaryota; Metazoa; Chordata; Actinopteri; Pomacentridae
Gene: mntb
Product: MAX network transcriptional repressor b
Biological process (GO): regulation of transcription by RNA polymerase II
Molecular function (GO): RNA polymerase II cis-regulatory region sequence-specific DNA binding; DNA-binding transcription factor activity, RNA polymerase II-specific; protein dimerization activity
Source: RefSeq, a predicted model, not a curated record
CUUGUUGUGUGUAUUCCCGUGCUCGCAUCGCCAUCUUGUUGCAAUCCUACUUUUUACGUAUGCGAGGAUCUACUUUCCGUUCGGCCGGAUUAAAAAUUGCCCGUCUGCUCUCAGCAGAUACACAGGGGACGAAAGGCUCGGGCGUGCGGGUGUGAACCGUGCACACGGACGGCGCUUUCCACCGGGACACUACCUUUACCCCUCGGUCUUUUUCCUCCUUCCGUCCCGGGCCACCGGGUCGCCUGUCGUGAGGGUUUACGCGCAAUGAGCAUCGAUACACUCUUGGAGGCGGCCAGAUAUCUGGAAUGGCAAGCCCAGCAGCAGCAGAUCAAACGAGAGGAAGAGCAGUGUAAAGAGAAGGAGCUCAUCAACAGGGAGGUGGAGUCGAGGCGUGUGGAACUUGUGACCUCGCCGUCUCAGCCAGUCAGAGCCAACCACAUCACUUGGGGCGAUGACGCUCACCGCAAACAGCCGCACCACCCUCCUGCCCCUCCGCCCCCGUCUCUACCGCCACCUCAAGUCCCCAUUGCUGUCAUCCCAAUGGUCCCAGUUGUCACCGCGACUCCCUCGGUCCCACCCCUUCCGCUCCCGACGCCGAUUGCAGCAGCGGCGACAUCGCUCAACAGCUCCCCGCCAGCCAAGAACGCUUCUUCCCCACAGCCACAGCAGCAGCCGCAGCAGCAGCCGGCAUCUCGUCACCUGUUGUGCGCCUCCCAGAUAAAAGUAGAAACUAGUCAGCAGCUGGUUGGUGUAAAGCCCAGCCAAUCACAGCCUCAGGUUCAGAUUCAGUACCCAACCUCCAUCAGUACUAAUGGCUCCGGCUCCCAACAUGCACUGGUUCCCCAUCAGGCUCCACCCACGUCUCAGCCUCGGCCUAAUGGAGUGACGAUGGAGGACAUGAGGGGGAUGGAAGGGAAGAGGAGACCAGGAGGGGCGGGGACCAGAGAGGUGCAUAACAAACUGGAGAAGAAUAGGCGAGCGCACCUCAAAGAGUGUUUUGAGACUCUGAAGAAGAAUGUUCCUAAUGUGGAUGAGAAGAAAACCUCCAACCUCAGCGUUCUGCGCAGCGCUCUACGUUACAUACAGACUUUGAAGCGUAAAGAGAAGGAGUACGAGCACGAGAUGGAGCGUUUGGCCAGAGAGAAGAUCGCUACACAGCAGCGGCUGGCCGAGCUGAAGAACGAGCUGAGCCAGUGCAUGGACGUCAUGGAGAUCGACAGAGUGCUUCGACAGACCAUCCAGCCUGAGGACGACCAGGCCUCCACGUCCACCGCCUCAGAAGGAGAAGAUAACUAUGAGCAGGACAUGGAUGAGGACGUUCCUGCUCCUCCUGCUCCCACGGCUCUUCCCAAACCAGCUCCUCCCAUCAUACAGGCCCAGCCGAUCCUCACCCCUCACCUGUCCAUCCAGCACGCUGCCCUGCCUCUGUCCGGAGUCCUCGCCUCCCCCGCCCCCUCCGGUCCCCCUCUGCCUCAAGCCAUCGCCCCCGCCCCGGCUCCAGGUCCGCCCCCUCCGCCGGCUCCUCACCCCAUUCAGCCUCCAGCCAUGCAGGUCCAGCCCACCGUCAUCGCUCACGCCGCCGUUUCCCACCCGUCAGUCAUCCAGGCUGUCAAUCACGCCCUCCCAGCCAAUCACAAACACCUCACACACAUCGCCCCCUCACCAGGCCCCACCUCUUCCACCCCUCAGCCAAUCACAGCAGCUCCAGCUGCCCCUGCCACCGCCACUCACCAGCCAAUCACCGCCCAGCCCAUCGGACACAUCACCGUCCACCCGGUGGCCCACCUAGGAGCUCCCCUCACGUCCCACCUCCCGACUCUCUACCCCCAGGGUGUUUCUGUCACACAGCCCACCAUGGUGGGCCACAUCACCCACACCUUCACCCACCACACCCUGCCUCAUGUCCAGGCUAAUCCUCAAGUUAACACUAACGGAGCCCAGGUGAACAGCGCCACAGUGGUGAGCCAGGGCAGCCCGUCGCUAGGGAAACCCACAGCGGUGCUGGCGCCUCACCCACAGCUGGUUGGACAGGCGGCUGUCCUCAACCCUGUCACCAUGGUUACAGUCCCAACCUUUCCUGUCAGCACACUCAAACUGGCCUGAAACAGGACAAACAAAUGAUGUGAUGGACUGAUGGACGGGAGACGGCAGAGUGAAACAAAGAUCCAAAACCUCUGGAUGAGUUUUCAUUCUGCGGUCAAUCAACAGCAGAGAAUCUCUGGCAGGCAAUUGACAAAAAGCAUCAACUGUUUUUGGACAUUUUGUGACGAAUAUCUCCUGAGGUAUUUUGGUCACAGCUCUGUUAGUUUGUGAACAAUGACAUUAAAGCAGAGUCAGUGUGUCAGGCCAUUGUUUGUGAAAAUGAGACUGUGACGUUUGUCUCCGCUGCAAAGACAGGAACUCUGUUGACCUUUCUUCCUUCCUUCCUUCUCUCCUUCCCUUUCAAACAGAAGCACUAACAUAAUAAGCUCAGUUCACACUCAGGCAUCAAGGAUUUACCUUAACGUUUCACUCACUCAUUGAAGGAAAACACAACAGAGAUACGAGCCGUCGCUGGGCUGUAGCCGCAGUGAUGCAGCAUGCGCCCGUUUUCCAUUGAUAUAUUCACGAGGUCAUGUGGGACAGUUUGGUGGAGAAACGUCACUGAAGUGUUAGAGAGCAGGAGGAGGAUCCAAAUAAAUGGCACAGACUGGUCUUGGAGUAAUUUUCCCUUUGCCUGAAUCUAAGUGCAGCACUUGAUAGAUGAAUUCACAGUUUAAACACCUUCCAAAUAAGUUAGAAAAAACUGUUUUCGUUUGCAAUAAUUUAACCAGAUACACUCUGAAUCCCCGAAAGGAGAAAGAGAAGGAAAGGGCAGCAUCUGUUAGGGGAGAUUUCUGUUAUUUAUCCACUUCCUGUUUGGAUUUUUGUUUUUCAGAACAGUAGAGCUACUCCAGACAUGAGGGACAGGGUUUAACAGGAGGAAUUAGGACAAUGACUGCUUGGUUUUCUCAACACAUUAGCGUUUGUUGUGCAGAGAAGUCAUGCCGUGAAACCACAGAUAAAAGCAGAGCAACAGGUUGUUCAGGGCUGUAGUGGUUAGCACUUUCGCCUUGCAGCAAGAAGAUCCCUGGUUCAAAUCCCGGGUUGGGCCUGGGAUCUUUCUGCAUGGAGUUUGCAUGUUCUCCCUGUGCAUGCGUGGGUUUUCUCCGGGUACUCUGGCUUCCUCCCACAGUCCAAAAACAUGCAGAGGUUAAUUGAUCACUCUAAAUUGACGGUAGGUGUAACCCUGCGACAGCCUGGCGACCUGUCCAGGGUGUCCCCUGCCUUUGCCCGAGUCAGCUGGGAUAGACUCCAGCACCCCCCGUGACCCUAGUGAGGAUAAAGCGGUGUAUAGAGAAUGGAUGGAUGGAUGGAUGGAUGGAACAAGUCGUUCAGAAACAGACAACUUAGACACCGGCAUAAUGGCGUAAUCUGUAUUUUUUAGAAAGAUUGUGCACUGCAGCUUUGAUGUAUUUACCAGUUCCACGGUGAUAAACUCUCUGAUCUAAAGGAAUACAUCUUUUGAUAGAGAGAAAAUGAUUUUCCAAACACCAACAGGUCAUUUGAGUACAUCAAGUUGGUGAUUUUUGAAGCAGAGGGGCUUAACGAGAGUCAUUCCAACACUUAAGAUGCUGUUUUCCUACCAACAAACCCUUUUAACAAAGUGAUUCGGACGAGAGUUGAGAGACGGACGCCUGAAACCUGCUCUCAAACAUUCAGUGACGGCUUUCCUUUUGUCACGUCAUGACUCGCUGUUGUGAAAUCCAGGUUUUCAUCCUCCUCAGUCUAUAAUGCAACAGCUCCCUCUGCUGCCUCACCUCAGACCUCAUAAUGAUGUCACCCACACACAACACAAAACACCUGCAAGGCUUUAAAGAAAAAUCUGGAUACAAAUUGAGCGGUGCGUUACAGCAGCCCGACAAAAACAAAGAAUCGGAGACGGUUUCUAUCGCACGCAAACUGAUUGUGGGAUUCAUUCUGCUCACUUGGAGGUUUUUUUUGUAAAGUUUGGGUAUAGAAACGAUCAGGCUGAAGAUUUUUUUUAACAGUCAAUUUACAGUAGCGUCCAACAGACACACAUCUAGUCUCAUAUUUUAAAAUUUAAGAAUGGAAAUCGUGUCGGGGCGCCCACUUCUCUUUGUGUGCAUGUUCACGCUCACAGCCUUCUUGCCAGCCUUCACAUGAAUUCUCCCCUCAGUGUUUGUGAUCAGUGUGGAUCGGCUCCUUCUGCUGUUUCUGUCUGUACACGUGACUGUAUUCAGUAUGUUUUAUAUUCUGUACUAUAGUUAAUCCUAUCGUACCUGUAGCAUGGCUCUGUUUUUUUGGUUAUAAAAGUUUGCCCUGUGCAUGACGGAGUGUGUGAGUGUGUGAGUGUGUGAGUGUGUGAGUGUGUGUGUGUGUGUGUGUGUGUGUGUGUGUGUGUAGCUAGCAGGUUAUUUUUUUACACAGAGGUGAUUAACGGUAUGAGCCUGUUUGGGUGCUAUCGUGUGUGCCUAUACUCAGUUUUCCUGAACACUGUGACAACUCCGGCAAAACACGUACACUUUGAGGAGCGAACGGAAAGAUUUACUGUCAUCGAUUGUUCCCUGUUUUUUUUUUUUUUUUCUUUUAACGUUUUUAAGUUUUCCAUUUUGUGAGUUGGACUGAGGCAUAGAGUGGAAAAAGUAAAAAAAACAACAACAACAAAACAAACAAAAGCCGUUGCUCUUUUCUUGAUAACAUAAUAAUGUCUAAUAUUAAAUUUGAGUUUUGUAAUAUUUGUAUGUAUGAAAGUUUUGUAAAUUUGUGAUUGUACGCAUGUUUUGGCAUAUGAGUGUAUGUAUCUUAAAAAUUUUAAAAUGCUUGUUUCUUUUCGGUUCUGUUUUGCAUGUAGAUUGCCGUUUAGUUUCUUUCGUUUCAAGGUUUUUGUUUUACUGUUUAUUUUUGGGACCAUGUACAAUACUGUAUAACGUGGGCAGAAUCUUGGACCUCAUGCUACAUUGAUAUUAUAUAUGAAUAUAAAAACAUGUUUUCCCUAUGGAGAAAGUUUUAAGUUAUAUAUCGCCUGUACACUUUGGGCUGCCUUUUAGAUCUAACUGUCCACUGUUUAAGAUAACAAUGAUGAUAAUGGAUAAAACAUAUUAAUGAUGAAGAAUUAUGCUGAUGAAAUAAUAAAGAUUCUUAAUAAAUCUUAUUACAUUUACAACA